Molecule: messenger RNA, 3949 nt
Organism: Solea senegalensis (Senegalese sole)
Lineage: Eukaryota; Metazoa; Chordata; Actinopteri; Pleuronectiformes; Soleidae
Gene: bri3bp
Product: bri3 binding protein
Exons: 3
Coding region: 145-846 (233 amino acids)
Cellular component (GO): mitochondrion
Source: RefSeq, a predicted model, not a curated record
AUUUCCGAGCCGCCCUCGAAGGCAGCCCGACCAUCACAGCCUCUGUCAUCCUCCUCUGAAGGUGUCACUUCCAGGCAGCUAAUCACUCGUUUUACUCGCGUUUUAAAACACAUUUCUCUACGACGUAUCGGGUCAUCUGGGGUCAUGAGGACAAUCGGGUUUUUCGUGGUCUUCUUGGCGCUUUUCGUGUCGUGUUUUUGCACAGCCGAGGCGGCCAGGAGCAGAACCAGCAACCAGAACAGCUUCCGACGCGCAGCUAACGGCAUCUACCAGACACUGAGCAGUGUCUUCGGAGAGGACAACAUCAGGGGGUUACAUAAGUUUUUCUCCAAAACAACAGAGCGGUUUGUCCAUGGAGUCGACUCAUUUCUGGACACCAUCUGGAAGAUCUGGUCAGAUCUGCUGGAUGUGAUGGGCAUUGACUCCUCAAACCUCAGCCACUACUUCAGCCCUACAUCACUCACCAACUCUCCAGCACGCGCACUGCUCCUGGUUGCUGCCGUGCUCUUUGCAUACUGGUUCCUGUCCAUGUUCCUGGGGGGUUUCUUCUACCUGCUGCAUGCCGUGUUUGGCCGCUUCUUCUGGCUCGCUCGCGUCACUCUCUUCGCCCUGUCCUGCCUCUACAUUCUGCAGAAGUUCGAGGGCGACCCGGAGCGUGCGGUGCUGCCACUGUGCUUCAUCAUGGCCGUGUACUUCAUGACGGGGCCUGUGGGAGCGUACUGGCGUCGGGGGGGCGGAGCUGGCUCCCUGGAAGAGAAAAUCGACCACUUGGACACUCAGAUCAGGCUGCUCAACAUCAGGCUGACCCGUGUCAUCGAUAGUCUGGAACGCUCCGCAGAGCAGUAGACUUCGGUGACAGUAAGGAAAGGCGGGGGGGAAAUGUUGGAAAGCUUUUUUUCUGGGUAUUUACGACUCUGUUGACAGAUAGGGACAAAACCUGAUUUGGAAUCAGUAUUUUAAAAGGCAUGAGUUUAUGUUGGUUGCAAAAAAAAAAAACAACUCCAAAAAUCCUCAGAAGUGUGAACUCGGGAGCUCACCCUAAUCAUACAAACAUGGUUUUUUUUAUGUUUCUACACCUCGGCUACUUCUGUGAAACUCUGAAGGUUCUUUUUUUCGUGUGUGUGAGGUGUGUUGGGAAAUUGUCAGUGAUUGUGCUAAAUCAAUUAGCUUAUUUUACAUUUGUUCCUUUUUUCAUCUUUGUCAUACACUGGUGCAUCCACAAUUAUUGUUUUUGUGUUUUUUUGUUACACUGAAGUAGGAGAGAGGGUAGAGAGUGUGAUGCAUAGGACUGAUACAAAAAGUAUUUCUGAUGUGUAAAAAUCCUCAAGGUAAUGGAUAUUUACCCACUGUAUGAUUAAUUUAUUCUAUUUCUAUCUAAACUAUUGCCAUUAUGGUCUAGUGUCACACUUCCAUAGUGACAAUAGUUUGACAUCAGGACCUCCUUUUCUUGUGUGUAUGAGCGAACUCAUUUUGUGCAACCUACUCUGUGUGUGUGUGAGAGAAAGCUUGUGAAAUGGGAAAAAGCACUCUAUUAAAAAGUGACCAUCAGAUUGGAAGGAAAUGCAUACAGACAUCAAUAUCUCAGGAACUCAAUCACCACAUAGAUUUUGAAAUGAGAUAGUAAGGAUAUUAAAAUUAUGCCUUGAUCUUUUGAGUCACUUGACAGGUUUUCAGACUCAUCUCUGUGUACCUUAAACACUUAUCGCGCGUUUUUGUUCUUUUGCAUCACGUUGACAUCACAGACUUUUCUUCAAAUCCAGCAUUUGAGUCUUAGUUUCAGUUCUGCACAGAUUUGAACUGUCACUAAUACCAUCUUUAUUAUUUAAUGCACAAGUGCAUAGAUCGUCCAUUAAGUUCCAUGAUGUUGGUUUUAAAUCUCAAUAUUCACGUUUUUAGUCAGGUGUCGUUGGAUUGAAAAAAUAAAAUAUGUUGCAGAACUCUGUCCUGCUUUAGAAACAAGUUACUUCUAAAUUCAUGUUUGACUGAUGGAUUACAAUUUAUACGAUUGGGCUUUGAAACUGAAUUACCAGGACACGUUUUUAAAACUCAUUUCUGCCAUUAAUUACACCACUCGUGUGACUGGGCCAUGAUAGUGUUCUUUUUCCUGCCAUGUUUUGCUAUAUGAUUAGAUGAUCUAUUCAUUUCCUUCCCCCUGCACACUUUAUAUAAAUGUGUAGAAUAUGCACUUUUACAAAUUACUCUUAACGCUGUGCACAUCUGGGAGAAAAAAAGAAGCCGUUUUUAGUGUCUGAGGAAAUUUUAUCAAAUAUUUAAGAUUUAAUAGUUACAUUUAUCAGAGGGUUCUUACAGUUACAUCAUGGGGCCACUUUUUCUACCAACUGAGGCCAAAGAAAAUCUGUAUUUUGUGUUUGAAUAACAUGAAGGGUGAUUACUGUAAUGUGAGGUACAAAACACAUGAUUUCUGUCAGUCAGCCACAACAAAACGGGUAACCGCUGCUUAAACGUGGCAGAACUUUGCCCUGUUUUUAACCAUCUGUAAUGGCAUUUAAAAGCUAUUUAAGUCACUAUUUAAUGCAAAAACACACUGAUUAGCCACGUUCAAACAAGUUAGCAGGUGUGUUGUUGUGGCUGAUUGGUGUAUUGUGGUAUUUAUCAGUGCAUGCGCUCAGUCCAAUGCCUGAUUUUGUAAUCUCACCGGACCCAUUGUCUUGCCUAAAGUUCUAUGGCAGUUAUACAGCUUUCAACCUUGCAUUUUAAAUAUUUAAAUGCAGGCUAUCUUUAUGUUAAUCUGUCCAGCUCACCUCAGUUUAUUCUCAUAAUACAGAGCAGAGCCAGUACAAAAAAAAAACCCGUCCAUUUUGGUCCCCUGCAUUAAACCACCCCAGGUGCUCCAUUCCAGCUCCAAAGUCAUCCGGGAUUUUCUUGCAUGCUAUGUUUUUAUGUUAUGUCACAUGAUAUAAAUGUUUGGUGACUGCCUUUGUAGAGAGUCCUUUUAAAAUUGUGAUGUAUUGUGAUGAAGUAGCCAGAUGUUUAAAUACAUUAGGGAUUUUUAUUCUACCGUUGCAGUUAAAACAAGAGUUGUGCCGUUUAUGUCGAGAUCUCUCAACAGGUCGACAAUAUUUAAAAUGUGUAGAUCGACUUGACUACGUUGACAUGGUGAAGCUGACUUGAGAAAUGGACGUGCAGCGCGUGAUCAACAGUCCGUAGCCAAUAACCUGUUUGCAUUUGAGUUAUGAAGGUGUUAAAGGGUGAAGUUUAUCAUGGGUGUUGCUGAAGGAAGUUCAGUGCACUAAAUUAGUCAGAUGAGCUGAACAGGGUCAAGCUACUCAGACUGAACUGUGUGAAAUUCCAAACACAAACGUGACACUAAACAUCAGAAUGUCAAGAUCUGGAGAGGUAUUUAUUAAAUCUUGCAUUUUUUAAAUUUUUUUUAAAGAAACCUAAAACUGUAAUGGGGGGAAUACUGGCAACAUUUUCCUUGCACUGUUUUACUUGUUUGUAACACCUCAGUGCUUCACUCCAACAGAGGGAGACGAAUAUCAUAGAAGACACCCUGUUGUUGUCACUACUCAUGUACGACCACCUGUUGUUUACCGCUCAGACGCUGAAAGAUGCCUUUAGCUGUCUAUGUUUGUUUCUUCCAGCACUGAACAGAUUAUUUAUUUCUUCUAAAUGAACGACUUCAUUCCACUCAUUUGUUCUCCCGUGUCUUGUUUAUUUCUAUUAUUCCAUGUAGCCUGCUUUUUUAUAAACGGUCGUGCCAAUGAUGUACAUUUUUAAUUAAUUUAAGGUGAAAUUUGAGUAGGUUUGUUUGUUUUUUACUUGAAUAUUCCUGUAUUCAUUGAUGUGGCCACCGCCAAACUGUUCUGCCUGCUGAUGUGUACUUUGUGUGUGAGUCUUGAUGAAAUCCCAGUGAUGGGUAUUUGGCUCUUUUUUUGUGGCAGAGUGAAAAUGAGGUCCAGAUUUGAAUAAAUUAAAUACCACAGUA